Messenger RNA from Otolemur garnettii (small-eared galago), 2336 nucleotides. It is a transcript of the gene ENTR1, whose product is annotated as serologically defined colon cancer antigen 3. The transcript is spliced from 10 exons. Gene Ontology annotation, biological process: positive regulation of cilium assembly; regulation of cytokinesis; positive regulation of protein localization to cilium. The coding region runs from base 161 to 1468 and encodes 435 amino acids. The record is from RefSeq and is a predicted model, not a curated record. NCBI's taxonomy places the organism in Eukaryota, Metazoa, Chordata, Mammalia, Primates, Galagidae. Gene Ontology annotation, cellular component: centrosome; ciliary basal body; recycling endosome.
CGGCGCGCGCUUCCGGUAGCGGACCGGAAGCCUCGGCGGGAGGCUCGGAGCAGCCUCGGCGUCCGAGCGGCGGGCGACGGGGGCCGCGGCCCGAGCGGAGCCGGGGCCAUGGAGCCGCCGCUACCGGGCUAAACAGGUCCAGCCCGCCGGUCCCGCGGCGAUGUCGGGCUACCCGCGCCGCCCGGGAGCCACCCCGCUGUCCCGAGCCCGGAGCCUCGUCAUUCCCGAUGCUCCCGCGUUCUAUGAGCGCCGGUCUUGUCUCCCCCAGCUAGACUGUGAGCGUCCCCCUGACGGGGACCAGGACUCCCACUUCUUCGGCAUUCGGCCGACCUUUAUGUGCUAUGUGCCCAGUCCGGUGCUAGCUUCCGUGGGAGAUUCAGAUUUUGGCUAUGGAAAGGGGAAAUGUACUAAGCAAGGUCCAUCCGGAGCCCACGAGACACGUUUUGGAGAUGACAAACUUGAAGAUCUUGAAGAGGCAAAUCCAUUCUCUUUUAAAGAAUUUCUGAAAACCAAGAACCUCAGCUUGUCCAAAGAAGAAGCAACCAACAGAAUUUAUUCCAAGGAAGCCUCGAGGCACUCAGUGAGACUCGACCACAACUCUCCAACCAACCAGCCUGUGGGCUAUGGCCUAGAAUAUCAGCAGCCAUUUUUCGAAGACCCAACAGGAGCUGGUGACCUCCUAGACGAGGAGGAAGAUGAGGAUGACGGGUGGACUGGAUCCUAUCUGCCAUCCGCCAUGGAGCAGACGCACUCUGCAAGGGUCACUGCCAGCACAUCACCCUGUGGCACGUACCUGUCAUUUUUUUCCACUCCAUCGGAGCUGACGGGGCCCAAGUCUCUGCCCUCGUGGACAUUGAGUGACACAGACUCUCAUGUGUCUCCGGGAUCUCCAGCAGGGAGUCCUGGCACAGACUUUGCAGCUCACGGAGAGUCUCUGGGAGACCGGCACCUACGGACGCUGCAGAUAAGUUAUGAGGCACUGAAAGAUGAAAAUUCUAAGCUAAGAAGAAAGCUGAAUGAGGUUCAGAGCUUCUCUGAAACUCAAACAGAAAUGGUGAGGACUCUUGAGCGGAAAUUAGAAGCAAAAAUGAUCAAGGAGGAGAGUGACUACCAUGACCUGGAGUCGGUGGUUCAGCAGGUGGAGCAGAACCUGGAGCUCAUGACAAAACGGGCUGUAAAGGCAGAAAAUCACGUCAUGAAACUGAAACAGGAAAUUAAUUUGCUUCAGGCUCAGAUCUCCAACUUUAAACGUGAGAACGAAGCUCUGAGGUCAGGCCAGGGCGCCAGCUUGACUGUUGUAAAGCAGAACACUGAUGUGGCCUUGCAGAACCUCCAUGUCGUCAUGAACAGCGCACAGGCUUCCAUAAAGCAGCUGGUUUCUGGAGCCGAAACGUUGAAUCUUGUUGCUGAGAUCCUUAAAUCUAUAGACAGAAUUUCUGAAAUUAAAGACAAGGAGGAAGACUCCUGAGGAGCAUUGCGAUCCUCAGCUCGAAGUUCUGUGCAAACCCGAGGUCACUCCUGCUUCAUCUGAACAUGCAAUUGUGCCUUUAACUGUGCAGACUUCACCCAGAGUAAAGUAUUUAUCAUGAGAUACUAAUUUCAUGACCUAGAACAGUGUUAUUGGCCGCCCACAAUGGGAGUCGCUCCUGUCUAGGAGUCCAAUGUAUAACUUACACACGGUCCUUGUGAAAUUCCUGCUGUUUUAUAGAUUUUAAUGAUUUGUGAGAAGGAAUUUUUAUAAAAGCUAGUGAUUAUUUUAAUUGCUAAACAUAAAAAUAGCAAUUCUAUAAUAACUGUUUCCAUUACCAUUUUUAAAAAUUGUAAGUUAAGUUCAGUGGAUUGAACUUGAUAACAUAAGUAGAACACACUAAAUGAGCCGUCAUGGAAAUGAUCAGCUUGGGCUGGGACUUGUGCCUUUUCACCUUUACUCAGCGUCCCUCUGUUUCCCUCUUCACUCUUUUGACCUUCCCAGGGUGGCCUGUGUGAAGAGGUGCUGCCUCCUGGGUGACUCUGUCCUCCCACCAGGACUCCUGGGGACCAAGGCUGCACAUUCCAUGCUGUCUCAGCCCCACCUCUCCUGUGAGCUUUCAGAUUUAAAAAACUGUCUUGGGCUGAGGGUUUUAAUACAUAUUUCAAGUGGCAUUUUGUACAAUGAAGUUUAGAAUUCAGGAAUUGCAAGUGUGUCCAGGCUGCCUCUAGUCCCUCACCUGUAAGAGGGAAGGACAAAAUGUGCACUACGUGCCUUUUGGCUAUUUUCUCAUAAAUGUUAUUUUCUAAAUUUUCUUUUCCCUCCUGUUAAGACAGCUUCUCCAUUUAAAUAAAUUCUGAAGUUCAUA